This is a messenger RNA of Sinocyclocheilus grahami, 2779 nucleotides long. RefSeq lists its product as uncharacterized. Bases 288 to 2678 code for a protein of 796 amino acids. Gene Ontology annotation, molecular function: transcription corepressor activity. The record is from RefSeq and is a predicted model, not a curated record. Gene Ontology annotation, biological process: regulation of transcription by RNA polymerase II; negative regulation of DNA-templated transcription. NCBI's taxonomy places the organism in Eukaryota, Metazoa, Chordata, Actinopteri, Cypriniformes, Cyprinidae. The transcript has 12 exons. Gene Ontology annotation, cellular component: histone deacetylase complex; transcription regulator complex.
UUCCAGGAUCACAAUGACAAAGUCUUCAAAAGAUCAGAGGAACCAAGAGAAGACUGCCGUACCGAAAAGUUAACCAUCACUAACGCCUCCACAGAGCCUGCAUGUCUUUCUCUCUGUCUAUCUUACCUUAACAGUGCAUCCCUCCUUCAUUCACUCACUCGUGUAUACAGACGUGCAUGUAACACGCAGAGUUCAACUGUCCUGCAGGCCUUGACUUCAAAACUGAGAGUUUUCAGAUGCGAUGAGCGUCCUUUAACUCGAGGGUGCAGCCAUUUGCAACAAGCCACAUGGCUGACCUUACAUCUCCCGAGGCGGAGUCGCUCUCCUUCGCUCCCAUGUUCCGACACCAGACAGAAGGUCAAAGGUCAAGCCACAACCUUUACCUGCAAGGUUCUAUAAGUGGGCUCGGCCCGUUUGAGGUCCCGUGUGAAGCCACGGAUGGCACCGGGAACACUCUGAAUGGAAUAGCUCAAACGGGGAAUGCUUCUUAUUGGGGGAAUACAUCCCCUGUGUCCUCUAUGGAACUGAACAGGAACAAGGCACAAGCUGGAGUUUACGAGGCCGACUGGAGUUCUCACUACCACCAACAAGAGGCAUCAGAGAGUUAUGAAACAACUGGGCGUCAGCAACAAAAACUGGAUUCAUUCUCCGAGGCAUUUUGCAGUCAUAGCGCCACCCGAAUGCCGGGCGGAGGAGAGCAGAGCGGCUUUAACAGCUCUACUCCUCCGUCACAUGCCCUCUCUUUCCCUCUGGUUCUUAGCCCACCGCCAACGCCCCUGCCUGCUCCAUCCUUUUCUCCUCCUAAACGACCUCAACACUUCUUGUCCGGCCAGAUCUUGAGUCAAUCACAGAUACAAACUCAGAUGGAUGGGUCGCUGCAGUUCUUUCCCUCUUUACCUUCGCCCUCCACCGGCAGGUUCAAUCAUCCCAUUUGGUUCCAGCUGCAAGCUGACGACAGCGACAGCCUGGACUUAACGCAGCACCUUCCACAAGAUUCAAACUCCUCUCUGAUUUAUUCAGAGCACGGAGGGCCUCAUCUGAAACAUAUUAACUCCCUGCAGAGAGACUGUUCACUGCAAAUGUCCCUCAACCCUGUACUGGUUGAACAUCACCAUCACCAGGCCUGCACGCAACAAGAGUUGAGUCACGAGCCCGGAACAUCCGAAGAUCACAUGACUUGGUCUCAGAUGGGGCAAUCAUCUCAUUCAUUUGGACCUUCUCUACACCAGACUAGUCUCCAUGUGCAGGGGUCAGGGCCAGGAGAAGGAACACGAUUCGGUUAUGGACUGAACUUCGGUCCUGGGUCCUCAGACAAAUCUCAGGUGCCCGUCAGCACACAGAAUGUUCCCAGUUCCGUAUAUACUGGAGCCCCUUUCAACAGUGUGAUCCAGAUGAGUAGAGACCUAAUGGAGAACUGGGAGGAAGCUACACCUCACUAUAUGCCACCUCCAAUGCUGAACCCAACACGUAGUGGAACGGGACUCUUUUGCAACUUACUGUCUUCCCUAGCUGUGGAAAACAGAGCAUUGUGGACAGACGAGAGGAAAGAUGAUGACUCACAAAGGUGCAUAAAUAUAGGCCCAGAGUUCCAAGCGGAGCUGCCAGAUCUGAUUAUAGGAAGAGCGCAUGAGGUGUGUCCAGAGGAACCAGUCAGGGAGGAGUUACUAUGGAAACCUUGGGCCGAGUUAGAGGAAAAUGACACCCUUUUACAGCACGUGGAGAAUCUUCUUGACCUGAGUGCCUCCAGUGUUCUACCAGGAGGUGGCGCCAAUCUGGAGCUUGCUCUUCAUAGCCUGUCUCACUGCCAGGGAAACCUUCUAGCAGCGCUGGAGAUGCUGUUGUUUAAAAACUCCCCUCCAUCAGAAAACUAUCACUAUUCUGGCAUGAAUAUGUGGAGUUUGAGUGAACAAAGACUGUUCCAUAAAGCAUUUGCAAUUUAUGGAAAGGAUUUCUCCUUUAUACACAAAAUGGUGAGAACAAAGCAGGUGUCACAGUGUAUUGAAUUCUACUACAACUCCAAGAGGCUUUCAGAGAAACAAAACAAGCAGAGGGAAAGAGAAAGUUUGGAGAAAGAGAGAAUAGCAGCCACCAUCAAUCAGGUUCCUCCAGCCCCGAAGGUGUUGGUUAACCAAGCCAGUAUUGACCAACUGAUUCAGACCCCACCACUUCCCACAAGCUUUCCCUGUAAACAGUGUGGAAAGAUGUUCUAUAAAAUCAAAAGCAGAAAUGCUCACAUGAAGAUCCAUCGGCAGCAGCAAGAGGACUGGAGGGAAAAACUACAGCUACGCCCAAACCAGCACCACAAUCUUAACCUGACCGGAGCACUGGCUCACCCAAACCAGCAAAUCCUAACCCAGACCCACCAUCAGAAUCACAUCCUGACCCAAACCCUGAUUCAGAACUUGGUCCAGUCACAGACCCAGUUGGCUUUUCUUCAAAGCACAAAGACUCCAAGUACAUGCCCAACCAGCAGUACAAGUUGCAUGGCUCCCACCCAGAAUUCACAGAUAGGGUCCAAAGCGCCUCCCUUAAAACUCCACACUGGGCCUCAGCAGACCUGGGGCUCCCUGCACAGUGUAGACACAGGAGGCCUGUUCUAUAACAGAGGCUCCGUGGUAAAUGGGCUCCAUUUGAGCAUACAGGACAGUGUCAGUAAACCAUGGGCUGAUACCCAAUAACUGACUUAAACGGUUUAAAACUCUUGAUGGAAUAAAGUUAAAAUAGAUUACUGCUUUUAAAAUUUUUUUAUUUUUUUUAAAGACUUCUCAAAUUCAAGAAC